Messenger RNA from Dromaius novaehollandiae (emu), 6122 nucleotides. Its product is annotated as interleukin-1 receptor type 1-like. Bases 379 to 2070 code for a protein of 563 amino acids. The record is from RefSeq and is a predicted model, not a curated record. NCBI's taxonomy places the organism in Eukaryota, Metazoa, Chordata, Aves, Casuariiformes, Dromaiidae. Gene Ontology annotation, biological process: regulation of inflammatory response; signal transduction. Gene Ontology annotation, molecular function: interleukin-1, type I, activating receptor activity. The transcript is spliced from 14 exons.
CUAGCAUUCCCAGCCGUCGCUUUUAUUUAUCGUUCGUGCAUGCUUGCUGCUAGUGUAUCGCGUUGUACAGGCGCAGGUAGGAAGUAGCGUCUGAAGUGAAAACUGGGGGAGCUGCUGAUCGCUACCGCGUUUGUUUAAAGUAACAGGAGUUGAAAUGACAUAGAAAACUGUUCCAGGCUCUGACUGCAAAAUGGGUUCCUCUCACUUGAGGCUAGAAUGAGCUCGAAGAGGCUUGAUGACGAGGAAGUACAGCAAGGAACAAGGUGUCAGCUGUAUGAAUUGUUUUUGGUAAACUAAAACUUCAAGAAUGAUGAUCAUCUCAUUGGCAAGUUACAGGAAAAACACAUAUAAGGCAGCUAAAUAAGGACUACGCAAAAGAUGAUAUCAGCAUUUUUGCUCAUUGUCUAUCUAAUUCUAGUGACAUCUCCGUUCAAUGCUGGAGAAUGCAUUAUUUGUGAUUACUUUGUACUUGUUGGAGAGCCUACAGCUAUUAGUUGCCCAGUAAUUACAUUUCCAGCGCUUCACUCUGAUUACAAUCUGACAUGGUAUAAAAAUGGUAGUGUUACGCCAGUAACCACAGAGAAGCAUGCCAGAAUCCAUCAGCGAGAUGGCUUGCUUUGGUUUAUUCCUGCAACACUGGAAGAUUCUGGACUUUAUGAAUGUGACGUAAGGAGACUUAACUACUCUAACAAAAAACCUAUAAAUCUAACAGUUUUUAAGAAUGAUAACGGUUUGUGUUUUAAUGGAAAAAUGAAGUUUGAACAAAAAGUGACGAGCACAAAUACUGGAAAGAUUAUAUGCCCUGAUCUAGAACAUUUUAGAGAUGAAGACAAUAACGAGCCUGAAGUACACUGGUAUAAGGAAUGUAAGCCUGGCUUCCUAGAAGACAAGCGACUUCUCUUGGCAGAGGGUGAAAAUGCUAUUGUGAUUCGCAAUGUAACUGUACAAGACAAAGGAAACUACACAUGCCGUAUGCUAUAUACAUAUAUGGGAAAACAGUAUAAUGUUUCACGAACUGUGAGUCUAGAAGUUAAAGAAAGCCCACCACAAAUGAGACCAGAGUUUAUUUAUCCAAAGAACAACACAAUUGAAGUGGAUCUUGGCUCCCCUGUAGUCAUGGAGUGUAAUGUAUCAAGUGGCAUAAAUGGCUUAAUUCCAUUCUGGAAAGUUAAUGAUGAGGAUGUUGAUAGCUUUGAUAGCACCUACAAAGAACAGUUUUAUGAAGAGGGAAUGCCUCAUGGACUUGCUGUAUCUGGAACAAAAUUUAACAUUUCAGAAGUGAAAGUAAAGGACUAUGUUCAUAAAUUUUUUUGUCACGUUGUAUAUGAUUCUCGACAAAUUACAGCAUAUAUCAAAUUGGAACGUCCAGCUCCAAAUAUUCAAGGUUACUUAAUUGGAGGAGGAGUUUCUUUGGUAUUUUUAGUAUUUUUUACUCUCUUUGUCUACAAGAUCUUCAAAAUUGAUAUUGUGCUGUGGUAUCGGAACUCCUGCCAUCCUUUCCUGGGUAAAAAAGUUUCAGAUGGGAAGAUCUAUGAUGCUUAUGUCCUGUAUCCAAAGAACAGAGUGAGCUGCUUGUAUUCAUCAGAUAUUUUUGCUCUGAAAAUAUUGCCAGAGGUCUUGGAAAGACAGUGUGGAUAUAACCUCUUCAUAUUUGGGAGGGAUGACUUACCAGGAGAAGCUGUGAUCAGCAUUGCUGAUGAGAAAAUACGCCAAAGUAGAAGAGUAAUAAUUGUUUUAGUUCCGGAACCAUCCUGUUACAGUAUCCUGGAAGAUGCAUCUGAAAAACAGCUAGCUGUGUAUAAUGCUCUUAUCCAUGAAGGCAUUAAAGUAAUUCUGAUUGAACUUGAAAAAAUACAAGAUUAUGCAAACAUGCCAGAAUCCAUCAAAUACAUUAAGCAAAAGCAUGGGGCUAUCCGAUGGAAAGGGGACUUCUCGGAAAGCUCUUACUCAGCAAGUACCAGAUUCUGGAAGAAAGUGCGUUACCACAUGCCAUCCAGAAAAAAUGGAUCUUCAUCAGGAUUGCAUUUGUUACGAAAAGAGUUUAAUUCUCCCCAAAUUACAUCAGAAUGAUGCCUCAAGACUAUGCAGUUCACAUAAGUGACAGUGGGUUCAUUGAAGAUGACUUGUAUGUUUUGUACAGACAAUCUCAUCCAAAUUUUCUGGAUUAAAGGUACUACAACAUAAUCUAUGGAUAUGAAUCAUCCUUUGUUCUGGCCAAUCAGCAGAAGACCUUGAAAUGUCAUCAGUAGCACAGUGAUGGUGUGAAAACCAUGUAAGAAGUGCAAAAGGACUUUUUCAAGAAAUGUGCUGUGAUUUGGUGGGUUUUUUCUGGUAAUAAAAUUGCAAGGGUUUAAAAAAAAAUCUGUCAGAAAACCACAGAAAACUUCUUAUCAAUUAAAGGUUGAAAAUGAAGGAAACUGUAUUAAUUCUAAUUAUGAUAUUGUGUAAUGGACUUGGUUGAUGCCAGUAAAUAUAUUCUUUAUUUUUUUUUAAUGAGAAGAACUGAAACUUUUAUAUGUUAAAAGUUCAUUAUUAGCUGCCUUGUUCAAUUUGCUCAAAGAGAAAUCCAUUUAUGUUCCUGCAUUUGCUGUGAUAUCCUCCAAGAGAAAAGGUAAGAGACAAUCCUACCUCCCAGCAAAAGAACUGUUGAACCCGAGUGUAAACUCUCUUCCCUGGUCUGUGACUCCUUUACAUUCUAAAGAAUUAUGUGGUUUUUACUCGCUUUUUCUACUCAAACGGUAUAAAAAUAUCAUUGUGAUGUUGUGCUGAGAUAUAAAAUUCUAAUCUCCAAAGGAUUUUUUUUUUCCAGUUAGGUGGCUUAAUAUGUUUGUCCUUAUUACACAUAUGGAACAAUGAGCUAAUGACACAGAUUCUCUAAUGGGGAAUACAGGAUGGUUAGCUUCAUUUUUCUUCCUCCACCUUAGGGACCAAAUCAAGGUGCUUCAGAGCACAGUUAGGCUGCACAGCUGAGCUGUUCUCGUGGGUUGCUAUUGCUGAAAGAGAGCAGGUCUCCCCUCCAGGUCCCAGCUGGGGUGCUGGCUCUAGUGUUUGUCAGCUGUGAAAGCUGACUGAAGAGACUAACGUGGCAGAAAGCGUUAUUUUCCUUGGGUUAAGUUUUCUCCCAAAUCAGUGAGUUUAUGUGGUUCCCUGAGGGGUCAGCAGUGUAAUGGGAGAUGGAAAGGGGUAAUGGGGCCAUGUUUUUUGGCUCCAGGUGCAUUUAGAAAAUAAAAAAUAAAUAAUAAUUUAUAUAUAAAAAUAUAAAAAUAUAUAAAUAAUAAAUAAAUAAAUAAUAGAAAAUAAAAUAGUAUUGUUGCCCAGUACUCCUUAAAGUCAGAGAGAGCUGGCCUGCAUUAUCCCCAGGAGCUGCUUGCCCCUUUGAUUCCCCCUCCUUUCCCUGAUUGUAUCAGGACACUAAAGUGACUGUGUACCUGAUUUGCUUGGGACAGGAUGAAUUUAGGCUGGAGUCACAACUUCCUUCACUGUUUGGGAUAGCUGUUUGGAAAAGGAAGUUGUUAAAACUUACUGUGCAUCUUUUAACAUACAACAUGCUUUUGUUAACUCUCAACUUAUGCUUGACUUGUGUGUUUACAGUGAUGUAGUUUGCAGUGAUGGAUUUGGGGAAUUGAUUUGAUUUUAGGAAAUCAGCAAAUGUUUAAAGCCAUGUUUAUAGCUAUGGAUUUUACAGGGGAAGAUGUGGAAAGCUAAAUUGCCUGUGCUUUUCAGUCUCUGCCUAAUAGUUUACAUUUUUAAGUUGAGAUCUAUUUGUAUAGGAAAGUUUAAAGAUUUGACUGUUAACACUCUGUGUACUCAGAGUACAAGGCAUAUGUAGCUGUUCUGAACAAUACUAUCAAAAUUCAAAGUUUGCUGAAUUGUAUGCUAACCUGGAAAUUCAACUCUGGUUGCAGCUAGUAUAUAUGGGUAUUGAUUUGUUUUUGCUGCUAGUGAUUUUGGCUGAUGGUUUGUUUGUAAAAAGAAAUAGUAUUUUGAUUUAGGAAGAUAAGUAUUGCACUGUUUUUGUGGGGUUUUUUAAGUGCAGGUGUAGUGAUCAAUAGAAUGUAUUUCUAGGGAAGAAAUAUAAUGGCUCUGCUAAUUGUGCAUGGGUAGGGAAGAGGCAAAUGAUUAGUUAUUACAUUUAAAGUGAGAUCUUGCUUGUGUACCAGUUGAGAAAUAUGCAGGUAGGGUAAGACAGAGACCUGUGGAGACUUUUCUUGAUACAUGUCACAGUAGCAGAUUCUUUUCAACUCCUAGCUUUUCCCUAGGCUAAAUGGAGUUUAGCUGUUAAACAACAAAACUCUGCAGUUGUGUACACUAACUCUUUUGUCAUUGUUUGUUCUAGUAUUAAUACCUGCCCUAGCACAGACAUUCAAGAGGAGACUUAGCAGCAGAUUGUUGUGAUUUACUUGCAGCAUGAUGAAGGUGUAAGCUUCCCACACCCAAAGUUUCAGAUGUGCCUUUAACGGUUGCUUGCCACUCUGAAUUCCUGCUUGUGUUCACAUCCUGUUAGCUUCUGCCUUGCAGUACCGUGUUCUCCUCCCACUCCAAUUCCAGCAUAUCUUUUCCCAUGCAGCUCCCUUAUUCUGGAACAACCAAUUUACUGCUGUGUCAAACUGCAUCAUUUUCCAAGCAGUCCUGGAAGGCUGUUGCUUGUACAGCAUUAAGCAGAUUUCUUUUUCCUUUGAGUUGGUCUUUUCAUAUUUCCACUUGUUGAUCUGAAAAAAAUGAGUGUUCUGCAUCCUUCAGAACUAUUCUGGUCUUUGAAGACUGCUUCCUUCUUUUUGACAUGGCAGUGUUGGCUUUUUCUUCUUUCGUGGCUCAAGUGUUUAUCUUUUUAUGUCUCUAUCCUUAGGAAAAAAAAAAGGAUAGUGUGAGGUACCAACCUACAGAAGAGUUGUCUGGUGAAUGAUCUGACUCAUCUGAGCUUUGUCUUCUGCCUGAUGGGUGACCAAAGCAGUGGAAAUAGCUUCCUCUCCUACCUGAAGUUAUUUGGUUACCUGAGUGUAUGCUGGAAACUUCAAACUGCCUCUGACAGCUGAUGGCUUCUAGCUUUGUACCUCUCUUGGCAAGAAAUCCAGCCGUCCUGAAAAGAUCUUUCAGCCUUGUCAGUCUUUCUCUGCUGUUCAUCCCGUGUCCUGUUUUGAGAAAAAGGGCUGCAUGACCGCACUAGAUAUCGUUCAAUCCAUACCCUUGGUAAACAAAACCAUACAGAAAGUAACAAUUCCUAACCAGACAGAAGGUAACAAUUCCUAACCUACUUAUUUAACUUGUUCCUAAAAUUUUCUAGUAACAGACUGCAACUCCAUAAGCAGCUGUUUAAGUUGUUUUUUGACAGAAUGGAAUAAGAAUCUCUUCAUUUCAGAGUAGGAGGGAAAAGAUGUGCAUUUGAAAUGUCAAAGAUUAUUUCAAACUGUCACAGUACUGGAAUGCUUUAUUGCUGAAUGUUAUGUAUAUGUAGACCAAUGCAUAUGCUUAUCCUCUGUUCUCAUUCUGUGUUUUGUUCAAUUUAAGACAGAAGUGUUAAGGGAGGAACACUUCUGGUUAUAAAGUGUCACAUUCACUUGGCUGUUGCACAGAAUCUGCUUUUCAAUAUUGUGUGUUUGAUGACAGUUUUUUGUGAGAUGAGAGAACUUUGGGUAACUGAUAUCCAUCUGAGCAGGGGUAACGCACUAAGUGUGGCAGCUCGCAGGUAGAUGUAAUUGAUAAAAGAAUUUAGUGAGGCACAGAAGCUGUACAAUUUGGUCUCAGAACUCUUUCGUAAGAAGAUCCCUAUUUCAAAUGUGAAGACUAGACACUGGAAGUACCAUAUUUGUACUCUGAGGACUAAGGUAUGGUAUUCCAGUUUCCAUUUCUGUCAAGACAGCUUGCAGUAUGGAGGCCAACAGAAUUUCAGCAACUUUGGGCCACCUGUGUUUUUUUUGCUGACUUAAAUGGAUUGUGGUAUGAAAAACUGCUACUUGGUAUCCCUGUCUCUGGUGGAAAGUUAUUUGACUGAGCCAAAAUACUGUUUUUAUAUUUGUACCUUUUGAUAUAUUUAUACAAGUGAUGCUAAAGUUUUCAUAUGUGUUAUGUAAAGACACUUUGAAGAAAAGUCCAUUUUUUAAUUCAAUAAAACACUAUCUCUCUUU